Molecule: messenger RNA, 726 nt
Organism: Dentiscutata heterogama
Lineage: Eukaryota; Fungi; Glomeromycota; Glomeromycetes; Diversisporales; Gigasporaceae
Source: the annotation of a GenBank genome assembly
AUGACUGACAAUGGUCGCAAUAUUAAAAAGGCAAUUGGUUUAAUAAAUAAUGUUAUGCAUUCAGCUUGUUCUGCUCAUAUGCUUUACCCUAAACAAACCAAACAACUUAAUGAUAUACAAGAAAAGGAAUUGAAAAAAGCAAUCAAUUAUCUUGUUCUUAUGCUGCCAUCUGAAGUAGAAUGGUGUGACCGACUUGAUGCUACUACAAUAUUUUCUAAUUCCAAUUAUCCUAUGUUCAACCUCAUUUAUCCAACAAUGGAGCUACUCAUUAAAAAGUUUGAGCCUUCUGAUGGGCAAACUAAAGCUGAUUAUACAAAUUUGUUAUUUGGAACUACGAAACAAAUAAGUGAUCAAAGUCAAUUAGUUAUUGAUAAUGAAAAUUCUGAUGAAUCAGAUUUAGAAUAUGAGCUUGAGGCACCAAUUAUUUUAGAGCAACUUCGGCAACUUGAUUCACGAUUUAAAAAUCAUCGCUUAAUAGAACCACCUGUUACUACUGUAGAGUUAUAUGAUAUGGUCAAGGCUACAAGUUAUCUUUCUCUCAAAGAGUAUUGGGAAGAUAUAAAGAUAACCACAAUUAAUAUAGUGCGAAGACUCUGUUUUGAGGAAAAACGUCACCAACCUUUGAUUGAAGAAAUUCUAAAAGAUGAUGAAUUUGCUAGAUCUAAUAAUUUAAUGUCAGAUUUAUAUAGUAAUGAAGAAUUAAGUGGUGUAACUAAAGAGAAUGAA